Gracilinanus agilis (Agile Gracile Mouse Opossum) is the source of this 3944-nucleotide messenger RNA. It is a transcript of the gene CAB39, whose product is annotated as calcium binding protein 39. Gene Ontology annotation, molecular function: protein serine/threonine kinase activator activity. The record is from RefSeq and is a predicted model, not a curated record. Gene Ontology annotation, biological process: intracellular signal transduction. The transcript is spliced from 10 exons. NCBI's taxonomy places the organism in Eukaryota, Metazoa, Chordata, Mammalia, Didelphimorphia, Didelphidae. The coding region runs from base 416 to 1441 and encodes 341 amino acids.
CCGCCCAGAGACACAUAGUGACAGCACUGCGCCGCAACACAUAGUGACAGGGGCGCAGACACACGGACACAUAGUGACAGGGGCGCGGACAUACGAACACAUAGUGACAGGGGCGCAGGCAGGCGCUGGGACUGAGCCACGGGCACCCAGGACACACGGACACGCCGCUGGGAGAUCAUGGGGUGAUAGGUCUAGAGCUGGUGCCGGGGUUCUGAGAAACGAGAAGGUCCCGAGGCUGGAAAGAAUAGAGAAGUAAGUUAGGAGAACAGUGAAGGAUAACAUACCUCAAGUGACCAGUCUUCUCAAAUAAGAUGAAGGGAAACCGGGAGUAACAUCUACUGAGGGAAAAGGGACCUUUGAGGAAGAUAGAGAUAAAACAGGAAAAGGAGACAGAAGUCCUGUGUAGCUUGCAGUCAUGCCAUUCCCAUUUGGAAAAUCUCAUAAGUCUCCAGCAGACAUCGUGAAGAAUCUGAAGGAAAGUAUGGCAGUUUUAGAGAAGCAAGAUAUUUCUGACAAGAAAGCAGAAAAGGCUACAGAAGAGGUUUCCAAAAACCUGGUUGCUAUGAAAGAAAUCUUGUAUGGCACCAAUGAAAAAGAGCCCCAGACAGAAGCUGUAGCCCAGCUCGCUCAGGAGCUGUACAACAGUGGCCUCCUCAGCACGCUGGUAGCUGAUUUACAGCUCAUUGAUUUUGAGGGCAAAAAAGAUGUGGCCCAAAUUUUCAACAACAUCCUCAGAAGACAAAUUGGUACAAGAACUCCUACCGUUGAAUAUAUCUGCACUCAACAGAAUAUUUUGUUCAUGUUAUUAAAAGGGUACGAAUCUCCAGAAAUUGCUCUUAAUUGUGGAAUAAUGCUGAGAGAAUGCAUCAGACAUGAACCUCUUGCCAAAAUCAUUUUGUGGUCAGAGCAGUUUUAUGAUUUCUUCAGAUACGUUGAAAUGUCAACAUUUGAUAUAGCUUCAGAUGCAUUUGCCACAUUCAAGGAUUUACUUACAAGACACAAGUUGCUGAGUGCCGAAUUUUUGGAGCAACAUUAUGAUAGAUUCUUCAGUGAAUAUGAAAAGUUACUUCAUUCAGAAAAUUAUGUGACAAAAAGACAGUCGCUCAAGCUUCUUGGGGAACUUCUGUUAGACAGACACAACUUCACAAUUAUGACAAAGUACAUCAGCAAACCCGAGAACCUCAAGCUGAUGAUGAAUCUUCUGCGAGACAAGAGCCGCAACAUCCAGUUUGAGGCCUUUCAUGUCUUUAAGGUGUUUGUAGCCAAUCCUAACAAAACACAGCCAAUCCUAGACAUCCUUCUCAAGAACCAAACGAAACUGAUUGAGUUUCUCAGCAAGUUUCAGAAUGACAGGACCGAGGAUGAACAAUUUAAUGAUGAGAAGACCUAUUUAGUUAAACAGAUCAGGGAUUUGAAGAGACCAGCACAGCAAGAAGCUUAAUCUCCAUUAAACAAACAUCGGAAAUAUCCAGCCCCAAGUCAGCAUUUGCUGUUAGAUAUUCAGCAUCAGGCACUCGUACCGAUUCAUGAGGAACAUCACUGCUAACCUGCUGUCCAGUGAACGGUUUUCAUUUUCCUUUUUUCCUUUUUUUUUUUAGUCCAAGUUGAAAAACAGCUGCUGCUGCUGCUGCUGCUUUCUUGCACAUUAGAGCACCGUGUGGACCUUUUCUUGGUCUUUGUGUCCUUUCCGAAUUCAAAGACACUGCUUGUUGGAGGGUCCUAGAAAUGCGAAGUUUCGAAAAGCAAACAGAGAGGUUCUAGUUUGAUUUAGGAAAGAAGGCGUUAAAGGUCAUAAGUGACCGGUUGCAUGCUUGCCAAUCUGAUUCAAUCCAUUACGUUUGCACUUACUCGUUUGACGUCCGAGCACACUUGGCACCAUUAGUAUCUGAUUGUACGCCUUGAUUUCAACAAAACAAAAAUGUUCAGUGCUUUAUCUGUAAUCAGAGGGGAAAUGUAUCGGAGAGGCUCACUCUGGAGGAUAGUCGUCAUGCUAAUAAACCGAUAGAUAUUGCAACUUAGCAGUUUGUCCAGUGUGAAUGAGGCCUCAGAAAAUUCCGAAGGAAAAAUGUAUAUAUGCUUUUCAGCUCUUUCUAGAUUUUUUUUUUGACAUUUGGUUUGAUUUUCUUGAGACUUGUCAACUUGGAGAUGUUCAAGGGUUUUUGUUCAUUUGACUUUUUAAAGGAAGGUAUUUUAAGACAGUAGAACUAGCAGUGACAUUUCAUUUCAACAGUGCUUACAGAUUUCUUUUGUAUAUAACUACUAGACUACUCAUUUCUUUAAAAUGAUUUAAUUUGUACAGCAGAAGAAUGUUAUUGUAUUAGUCUGUAACUAUUACCUAAUAUUGAAUUUUUGCAAAAAUGAAUGCUCCUAUGUAAUUGAAUCUCUCCAAUCACAUGGAAAUGCUGAUUUAACACUUUCCUGAGUACUUACUGCAGCAUUAAAGGGAAGAACAACCAAAUUCUUUGUAUUCACUUCUCUAACUGGGUGCCAUCCAUUAGAAUAGGCUCAAAUAGAAACUGGAACCAGUAAACUGUAUUCUUACUGGAUAAUAUUGGCCUUACUCAUUUAAAAUUAGUUGUGAGUUCACCAGAUCUAUAAAUAAAUGGUAAAGAUUAUGCUCAAUUCAUGCUGAUUCUUUGUGUGAGGGGUGGGGACCUCUGGAGAGCACCCCCUUUCCUUUCCUAGUGUCUCCGUGAUCCAGUACAUAGCUGUGGGCCUGAAGGAUGGACGCACUGGCUUCUUGUAUGUAGACCCUGGCCGGUUCUUAGUCGUAGAGCCCACCCCCUUUCCUGUCCCUAGAUGUUGCAGAUUAUCAGUAUUUACAGAGAACUGAUUUUGCAUCCCUUUCAUUACUGUGACCACCACAAAACAGCGGCUACUGGAAUAAGCUGAGCAGGGUGUUGGGGAAUGGUAUGGAGUCACUUGCCAGGGAUGCCAAGAUCACAACUCGACAACUUUGGGAUCAGAGUCUGAAAGUUCCAAUUCCGCAUGGCUGCAGCUGCUUAAGGACUUGAUAGAAUUCUCCAUCCUUUGCUAGCCUCUCUUCCUAAUUAAAUUAUUCCUCUGCUGGUAAGAAUGGGACUCUCCCUUUAUGUUCUGUUCAUUUGUAAAGCCUUUAUGAAAGGAAGCCAGAUAAGAGCACGACUCUAAGAAAACAAGAGUCUGCUGGGUCCUGUUUAAUGUACAUGAUGCUCAUUAUUAUAAUUGGUCUUUCUAAGGUGAUCUGAAACUAUUCCAUGUAAAAUAAUUCACAUUUCCUAUUGGAAAUAGGUAGGGGAAGUGACAACUUCUGGAAAAAGAAAUUUCCAUUCUUUUUAGAAAGGCCCAAGUGGCCACAAGAAUUGUAAGUAUUACUGUUAGUGUUGCCUGGCACUGUAUGAUAAGUGGUUUUAGUGAAGAUAGCCUGAUCACAGUUGAGUGGAGCAGAGUUUAUUUGCCAAGAUAGUUCUCAGAACAUCAAAGCUUCCUCUUUGGCAAUGUGUCCUAGCACUAAAGCUUCCUAUCCAUAGAGCAGGAAAAGGGGUGGGGGGAAGUGUGUGAAAUGGAGCCUGGCCUUGGGACUCUUCCACUGGGCUCUGGAGGCAGUUGCUGUGGUAUUUUUUCUUUAUUUGGGUUUUUUUUUUCUUUUCUUUUUUUAACAACAGAAUGUGAAAGCAUUGAGCGUUAAGAAAAAGUUGUGUUUUAGAGUUCUGAUCAUUUGAUAUGUUUGUAGUAUGGAGAACUUGUACUCAAAGUGGUUUCUUCUCAAGUGUUAGGGAGGCUUGCAUAGACGAAAGCAGUUAUUUCAUGGGACUUUUACCCUUAAAAAAAAAAAAGUAGAGAUGUAUACAAUUGUAACUACUGCAUAUAAAAGCAUUUCAUUUCGCCCAAGGAAAAUGCAUUUAUAUUGGAAAAUCUGGCUGGCCCUGUAAUUUAAAUUGAAAUAAAAUUUUGAAGAAACAAAA